Molecule: messenger RNA, 10174 nt
Organism: Synchiropus splendidus (mandarinfish)
Lineage: Eukaryota; Metazoa; Chordata; Actinopteri; Syngnathiformes; Callionymidae
Gene: lrba
Product: LPS responsive beige-like anchor protein
Exons: 57
Coding region: 633-9170 (2845 amino acids)
Biological process (GO): intracellular protein localization
Cellular component (GO): membrane; cytosol
Molecular function (GO): protein kinase binding
Source: RefSeq, a predicted model, not a curated record
AGCUCCACUGUCAUGGCGCUGACAGGCUGAAGCUACCGCCGGGGUAGAUCAGGAAGAGAUCGCAGCGCAGCCGGGUUAACGUUCACCUCCUGACGUGUUGGUCUUCCUCGGGCGAGUGGGAUUUUUCCUCCGUCAUCUUCAGCCGGACCUCUGCUCAGACCCGUCCCCGCUUCAGUUUUGAGUUUUGUUACCUAUGGACGCACUUACCUGUCAACUGCCUGGACUCGGUGGCGAUAGCAACUUCGGGGGUUGUUAAACUCUGCUGGUCUCUUUUUCUGACCCAGUUGAGCAGGACGGCCGGGACACGGUCUCAUUCAAAGGCUUCGUGUAUCACCUGGAACACUGUUUUAACGGGAGCAGAGUGGUGUCAAGUUACGGGGAGAGAAGUCGUUGACUCCGGUGACAUUCGCAGCCUCGUUGGAUAAGAACAACACUUUUUUUUGCGUUUUGGAUUCACUUUCCUGGGCGCUUUGGUGAAUGAAUGGGGAGUGAGGCGUUUUUUCUGUCGGUGAAUCAGCUGAAGGGGAGAUAGUUUCCCCCUUUCCUCUCCUCGGCAGCUGCUGUGUCACCGUCUGAGGUGAACAGGUGCCUCACCUGUGAACGCCACCUGCCCCGACCUUCCUUCCGUAGCCAUGGCUAGCGAGGAGGGUGCCGCGGGAAAGGACCUGAAGUCGGGUUCCAUGGCGGUCAACCCUCCAGUGCCGAUCAGGGGCAUACGGAAGAAAUUCGGCGUGCUCGCUGGCCUGGUAGAAGUUGGAGAAGUUUCCAACCGAGACAUUGUGGAGACCGUCUUCAACCUGCUGGUUGGAGGUCAGUUCGACCUGGAGAUGAACUUCAUCAUCCUGGAACCCGAGAGCAUCCUCUGCAUGGUGGAGCUGCUGGACAAGUGUGAUCCAACUUGUCAGGCUGAAGUUUGGAGCAUCUUCACCGCUAUCCUAAAGAAAAGUGUCCGUAACCUUCAGGCUUGCACCGAAAUGGGCCUCAUUCAGCAAGUGCUCCAGCGCAUUACCACCACGGACAGCAUGAUCGCAGAUCUUCUGGUGGACAUGUUGGGUGUGCUGGCUAGCUACAGCAUCACAGUCAAAGAGCUCAAGCUCUUCUUCAGCAAAUUACAAGGGGAGAAGGGACAGUGGCCUUGUCAUGCCGUCAAGCUUUUAUCCGUGCUGAAGUACAUGGCUCACAGGAACGGGCCGGACUCCUUCUUCAGCUUUCCUGGCAAAAAUGCUGCGGCAAUAGCUCUCCCUCCAAUUGCGAAAUGGCCGUAUCAGAAUGGGUUCACGUUCCACACAUGGCUCCGCAUGGAUCCUCUCAACAACCUCAAUGUAGAUAAAGACAAGCCUUAUCUCUACUGUUUCCGCACCAGUAAAGGCCUGGGUUACUCUGCGCACUUUGUUGGAGGAUGUUUGAUAGUGACCUCAUUAAAAUCCAAAGGAAAAGGAUUCCAACACUGUGUGAAGUACGACUUCAAACCGCAGAAGUGGUACAUGGUGACUCUUGUUCACGUCUACAAUCGCUGGAAAAACAGUGAAAUUAGCUGCUUUGUGAACGGGGAGCUGGCUUCCUUUGGAGAUAUUGCCUGGCUGGUCAACACAAGUGAUACCUUUGACAAGUGUUUCCUGGGGUCAUCAGAGACAGCAGAUGCCAACCGCGUGUUCUGUGGCCAGAUGGGAGCCGUUUACGUUUUUGGAGAGGCUCUGAGCGCCGCACAGAUCCUGGCCAUCUAUCAGCUUGGCCCGGGAUACCAGGGCACCUUCAAGCACAGGGCUGAGAGUGACUUGCUGUUUGCUGAGCAUCACAAGACGUUGCUGUAUGACGGCAAGUUGUCGUCUAGUAUUGCCUUCACCUUCAACCCGCGUGCCACAGAUGCCCAACUCUGCCUGGAGUCCUCUCCCAAAGAAAACGCCUCCAUAUUUGUCCAUUCUCCUCAUGCACUCAUGUUGCAGGAUGUGAAAGCUGUGGUGACUCACUCCAUCCAGAGUGGCAUCCACUCCAUUGGAGGAGUGCAGGUUCUAUUCCCCCUGUUUGCACAGCUGGAUUACUCCCAGCCGGCCAGCAACGAGCUGGACACCUCUGUGUGCUGCACUCUGCUCUCCUUCGUGAUGGAGCUGUUGAAGAACUCUGUGGCCAUGCAGGAGCAGGUUCUGGCCUGCAAAGGCUUCCUGGUCGUUGGCUACACCUUGGAAAAGUCCUCCAAGGUGCAUGUGACGCGGCCGGUCCUGGACAUUGUGCUGGCCUUUUCAAGAUACCUGAGCAACUUACAGAACGGUAUCUUGCUGCUUAAGCAGCUAUGUGACCACAUUCUGUUCAACCCUGCCAUCUGGAUCCACUCGCCUGCCAAGGUGCAGCUGACAUUGUACACCUACCUUGCAACAGAGUUCAUUAGCACUGUGACCAUCUAUAAUGCUAUUCGCCGAGUGGGCACCGUCCUCCAGGUCAUGCACACGCUCAAAUUCUACUAUUGGGUUGUGAACCCUCAGGAUCGCAGUGGAGUGGCACCCAAAGGCCUCGACGGUCCGAGACCGAACCAGAAGGAAAUUCUCUCUUUGAGAGCAUUUUUGCUCCUGUUUGUCAAACAGCUCAUCAUGAAGGAUCACGGCGUGAAGGAGGACGAGGUGCAGAGCAUUCUCAGCUACCUCCUCACCCUGCAUGAGGAUGAGAAUCUCAUCGAUGUUCUUCAGCUGCUGGUGGCUCUGAUGUCUGAACAUCCUGGCUCUUUAGUCCAAGCGUUUGACCAGCGCAAUGGCAUCCGUGUGAUUUACAAGCUUUUGGCUUCAAAGAGUGAAGGGAUCAGAGUGCAAGCUCUGAAAGUGAUGGGCUACUUUCUCAAACACUUGUCACCAAAGAGGAAAUCAGAGGUCAUGAUGAGCAACGGGCUUUUCUCGCUGCUCACCGAACGUCUGAUGCUCCACUCCAGCCAGUUCAGCAUGACGACCUACAAUGUGCUUUUUGAGGUUCUUACGGAGCAGAUCUGCACUCAAGUGAUCCAUAAACAGCAUCCGGACCCCGACUCCACUGUGAAGAUUCUCAACCCACAGGUUCUGAAGGUGAUCGCUGCUCUGCUGAAGAACGCACCCCAGACCCCUGAGACCAUGGAGGUGCGCAAGGUUUUCCUGUCCGACAUGAUCAAGCUGUUUAAUAACAGCAGAGAGAACCGCAGGAGUCUGCUGCAGUGCUCCGUGUGGCAGGACUGGAUGCUUUCUCUGUGCUUCAUCAAUCCGCUCAACAGCGAGGAGCAGAAAAUUACCGAGAUGGUAUACGCCAUCUUCCGCAUCCUACUUUACCACGCCAUCAAAUAUGAGUGGGGCGGCUGGCGCGUCUGGGUCGACACACUGUCCAUCACCCACUCCAAGGUGACCUUUGAGCAGCAUAAGGUGAAUCUAUCUCGCAUGUUCAAUCGGUACCAGCAACAAGAGUCUUUGGGCUCCAUCCGAACCGUCUCUGGUGCCAGUCAAGAGUCUGAGACCAAUGGUGAUGGAGCCUCUGAAGAAGAAACGACGCCCUCUACUGUCAUUGAGCUCACUGUUGAUGAGUCACUUCCAUACUCAUCUGAAAGUUCAGUGGUAACUUCUGGUAAGGCAGAGGACGCUGAUGAAGGAGGACACGCGUCCAUCACUGUCGCCAACAUCCUGGCAGGCCCUGAAGAAGUUGAGGAACCUGCGCAGGAGGUCAUGGUUGGUUCAGGUGAAUGUAGCGGAUCAGAAGUAAACAAUGUAGAUGGGUCAAACGCAGAGGAAAUGGAGACAAAGCCUUCUCAAAACCAUGUCGAGAUCUCAUCACUUGGUGAUCCAGAUGCAGCUGACGGAACUGCUCCCUCUGGAACCGACAGUGAAUACCACAAAGAGGAAUCUUCACCUUCUAUGACCGAAGAUUCUUUGGAAGAAACAGACGCUGAGGUGGCACAAGCGAAGAGCAAGGGGGACCAAAUGGAACCAGAGAGCGAGGACUGCACUGAUAGUUUGGAGGCUGGCUCCUCUGUUGAUCCUGAGAUCCAGCCAGCUGGUGUGGAUGAGCUGCGAGAGGAAGCUGCAAUAGAGGAGGAGGAGGUGGUUAAAGAGAAUGAGAAACAGAAUCAUGAUGAAGCUGAGGAAAAGGGAACUGAACAAGAAGACUCUGAUUUAAACAAAGAAACUGAUAUGAAACCCAUAUCUGGUUCAGAAGCUGUCACAGAGCCUCCUGGAGCAAAGACUCAAAGUGAACCUCCUACUGAAGAGUCCACAGUGCCCUCUGCAGACCAACCAGAUGCCCAGAAUGGUUCAGAAACUUCAGACUUGACCUCACCUACAAGGCCUUCGGAGACCACUGUGGAUGAAACUACGUCUUCUGCCUCUGCCAGCCAGACCCCUGAGACCUUAGACAACAUAGAAAGCAAGACCAAAGAAAUCAAAAUCGCACGACUUGAUGUGUCCAACGUGGCCUUUGACACCGAAAGACUCGAACUCAAAGAAACCUCAACAACGGAGACCAGCCAAUCUCAGCCUGCAGCAACACCAGGAGAUUCUUCAGACCAGCAGAGACAGAGUGGAACGUCAGCCCCUCGUUCUACCAUGUUUCGUAUCCCAGAAUUCCGCUGGUCUCACAUGCACCAACGCCUUCUUACUGACCUGCUUUUCGCCAUUGAAACAGACGUGCAGAUGUGGAGAAGUCACUCCACUAAAACCAUCCUGGAUUUUGUGAACAGCAGCGAGAACGUGGUGUUUGUUCACAACAGCAUCCACCUUGUCUCCCAGAUGGUGGACAAUCUCAUCAUGGCUUGCGGGGGCAUAUUACCCCUGCUGUCGGCUGCUACCUCGUCCACUCAUGAACUUGAGAACAUCGAGCCGUCUCAAGGUCUGACGUUGGAGGCGUCGGUCACUUUCUUAAACCGGCUCAUCAGCCUUGUGGACGUCCUCGUCUUUGCCAGCUCACUAAACUUCACUGAGAUCGAAGCAGAGAAAAACAUGUCGUCCGGAGGAAUCCUCAGACAGUGCCUUCGCCUCGUUUGUGCUAUGGCGGUAAGAAAUUGUUUAGAAUGCCAGCAAGCUCAGCUUAAGUUCGGGAAAGAUGGAGCGACACACAGCAGCGCUGUGAUUCCCAGCAACGUCCUGGGAACGGCCAAAUCAGCGGCAGCACAGAGUCCAGUCGAUGCUGUGACAGGUGGAAGUUCUCCAGUGAGAGACCUGGAGCGGCUGCUUCAGGAUAUGGACAUCAACCGCCUCAGGGCUGUUGUCUUCAGAGACGUUGAGGACAGUAAACAGGCCCAGUUUUUGGCUCUUGCUGUGGUCUACUUCAUCUCCGUCCUCAUGGUGUCCAAGUACCGCGACAUUCUGGAGCCCCAAAAUGACAGGAAGCCACCUAAACGAUCAAACUCUGCACGGAGCACAGAUAGCAGGACCAGUGCUGGAGUCCUGGAAGCGGAGAAUGGCGUCUCCUUGCGCCAUUAUGACUCUGGCAUUGGCGACGACCACACCUCUACAGCAGCCAGCGACGCUGACCUGUCCACCUCUGGCGUCGCUCAUGGUCCUGAUGCUGUGUCAGAAGCCCUCUCCACACUGUCACCCGAAGUGCGACCAGCUGAUUCAAAGGGCAAGAACGUGAAGGACAUUUUGCGUAGCCUGGUCAGCACCCCGGCUGAUGACAUCACGGUGGAUCCAAAUCUGCUCCCCCCGACUUUCUUGGGGAACAUGAGUGACCAAGCCAGAGACUCGUCGCUGCAGUUCCGCUCUUUUGACAGAAGCGUCAUUGUUGCACCUAAAAAAGCUGGAAAGACGCCAUCAUCUGCCUCGUCCGUCUCCGUCCAGCCGACUCCUACUGUCACUGCACCAAGCACAGCACCCGUCGACAGUGUUGCCGUCGUUUCUUCAAGUGACACUUCCCAAAGCACUGCUGCGGAUGAUUCAGCAUCAGGCGGCCAGGUUCCAGGCAGCGUUAGCUUGCCAUCUGUCCCCCAACUCUCCCCUGUGACCCAGCACACAGCCCCCAAUAUGAGCAUCUCCGAGCGUCUCGAACAUGCUCUUGAGAAGGCAGCUCCUCUGUUGAGAGAGAUCUUUGUGGACUUUGCACCGUUCCUGUCUCGGACGCUGUUGGGGAGUCAUGGACAAGAGCUUCUCAUCGAGGGUACAAGUCUGGUGUGUAUGAAGUCCAGCAGCUCGGUGGUGGAGCUUGUCAUGCUGCUGUGUUCACAGGAAUGGCAGAACUCCAUCCAGAAGAACGCCGGUCUCGCCUUUAUCGAGCUGGUGAACGAGGGCCGACUCCUGAGUCACACCAUGAAGGACCACCUGGUCCGCGUCGCCAACGAAGCCGAAUUCAUCCUCAGCCGACAGAGAGCCGAAGACAUCCACAAACAUGCAGAGUUUGAGUCCAACUGUGCCCAGUACGCAGCCGAGAAGCGAGACGAGGAGAAAAUGUGCGAUCACCUCAUCCGUGCAGCCAAGUAUCGUGACCAUGUGACCGCCACUCAGCUGAUCCAAAAGAUAGUCAACAUUUUGACUGACAAACAUGGCGCUUGGGGAGGUUCAUCGCUAAGCCGACCAAGGGAGUUCUGGCGCCUGGACUACUGGGAGGACGAUUUAAGGCGGCGACGUCGCUUCAUCAGGAACCCGUUCGGAUCCUCUCACACGGAGGCCACGCUCAAAGCUGCGGCCGAGCACGUGGCCGAUAUCAAUGCGUCCGAGGACGACGUCCUCAAAGGCAAGCAGUCCAUCAAGGGUCCGGCGCUGGGGAAUCAAAACUCUGAAAGCGACGCGCCGCUGGACGGAGAUGACGACAAUCUGUCCUCCUUGGAAGAGAAGGACCUUGAGAACUUAACAGGCCCAGUCAGCCUGAGCACCAGCGCCCAGCUGGUGGCUCCGGCCCUGGUGGUCAAGGGGACUCUCUCCGUCACCGCCUCUGAGCUCUACUUCGACGUGGAUGAGGAAGAUCCUGGCUUCAAAGCCAUCGACCCAAAGAUUUUAGCCUACACUGAAGGUCUUCAUGGGAAAUGGCUGUUCACAGAGAUCAGAGCUGUUUUCUCCAGGCGCUACCUGCUGCAGAACACUGCUCUUGAAAUCUUCAUGGCCAACAGAACUGCAGUCAUGUUCAACUUCCCUGACGCCUCUGCAGUCAAGAAGGUCGUCCACAGUCUCCCACGUGUCGGGGUCGGAACCAACUUCGGACUUCCACAAACCAGACGGAUUUCCCUGGCAACACCAAAGCAGCUCUUCAAAGCCUCCACCAUGACCCAGCGCUGGCAACGCCGUGAGAUCUCCAACUUUGAGUACCUCAUCUUUCUCAACACCAUCUCUGGUCGGACCUUCAAUGACCUGAACCAGUACCCCGUUUUUCCAUGGGUCAUCACCAACUAUGACUCGGAAGAACUUGAUCUCACGCUGCCCAGCAACUUCAGAGACUUGUCCAAGCCCAUUGGUGCUCUGAACCCUAAGAGGGCAGCAUUCUUCUCAGACCGUUACGAGUCCUGGGAGGAUGAUCAGGUGCCAAAAUUCCAUUAUGGCACCCACUACUCCACCUCCAGCUUCACACUGAUGUGGCUCCUGCGCAUGGAGCCCUUUACGACGUUUUUCCUGAACUUCCAAGGAGGGAAGUUUGACCACGCUGACCGCACCUUCUCAUCCGUGUCCCGAGCCUGGAGGAACUGUCAGAGAGACACGUCAGACGUCAAGGAGCUGAUUCCAGAGUUCUAUUACCUCCCUGAGAUGUUCGUCAACACCAACAAUUACAACCUGGGGGUGAUGGAGGAUGGAACUGUGGUGUCGGAUGUGGAGCUCCCACCCUGGGCCAAGACCCCUGAGGAGUUUGUUCGCAUCAAUCGCCAGGCUCUGGAGAGCGAGUUUGUGUCCUGCCAGCUCCACCAGUGGGUCGAUCUGAUUUUUGGCUACAAGCAACAUGGACCGGAGGCGACCAGAGCCCUUAACGUUUUCUACUAUCUCACCUACGAGGGAGCGGUCAACCUCAGCUCCAUCUCUGACCCCAUGCUCCGGGAGGCUGUGGAAUCUCAGAUCAGGGGCUUUGGACAGACCCCCUGCCAGCUCCUCAUCGAGCCACACCCACCUCGAAGCUCUGCUAUGCAAGUGUAUCUUCUCCUGCAGACGCCGAUGAUGUUCACAGAGCAGAUGCAGCAGGACGUCAUCAUGGUGCUAAAGUUCCCGUCCAACUCCCCAGUGACACACGUGGCGGCCAACACCCAGUCGGGACUGACGUCGCCGGCCGUCAUCACCGUCACCGCCAACCGCCUCUUUGCUGUCAACAAGUGGCACGGACUCGUGGGUCAUCAGAGCUCAGCGGUGCAGGACCAGCCGUACCAACUUCCUGUGGAAAUUGACCCUCUGAUAGCCAACAACGUUGCAAACCAUCGGCGCCAGAUCUCCGACCUGCUGGACCAGAGCAUGCAGAUCAGCUCCCAGUGUUUCAUCAUCACGGCCGACAACCGCUUCAUCCUGCUGUGCGGCUUCUGGGACAAAAGCUUCCGGGUCUACUCCACCGAUACAGGCAAACUGACUCAGAUCGUCUUCGGCCACCGGGACGUGGUGACCUGUUUGGCCCGCUCCGAGUCCUACAUCGGCGGAGACUGCUACGUCCUGUCAGGGUCCAGAGACGCCACGCUGCUGCUCUGGUACUGGAAUGGGAAGCUCAACAGCAUCGGGGAGGGAUCAAGCACUGUGAUCACGACCCCUCGAGCCAUCCUGACGGGUCACGACUGCGAGGUGACGUGCGCCAGCGUGUGCGCCGAGCUGGGCCUGGUCAUCAGCGGCUGCAAAGAGGGGCCCUGUCUGAUCCACUCCAUGAACGGCGACCUGCUCCGGACCCUGGGGGGCCCGGCCGGCUGCCUGCGCCCCCGCCUCAUCCAGUCCUCCACCGAGGGCCACUGCAUGAUCUACUACGACAAGGGACACUUCUGUCUCUUCAGCAUCAACGGCAAACUGCUGGGCCACAUGGAGACGGACGACAGCACCAAGGCCAUGAUUCUGAGCCGAGACGGACAGUACCUGCUGACCGGAGGGGACGGAGGCGUGGUGUCCGUCUGGCAGGUCCACAACCUCAAGCAGCUCUUCACCUACCCGGGCUGCGACGCCGGCAUCCGCUCCAUGGCCAUGUCACAUGACCAAAGAUGCAUCAUCACUGGCAUGGCGUCCGGCAGCAUCGUCCUCUUCUACAACGACUUCAACCGGUGGCACCACGAGUACCAGACCCGGUACUGACCGGCACCUCCCACACCAGUCAACCGCUUCCUCCAUCAGAUGAUUGUAUCGUAACUGACACGAGAGAGUAUUUUCCUAAGAAACAAAAGAAUCAUGAAAAAGGGACGUUGAUAUAUUUUCUAGAGCUUUUCUUACCGUCUCUGGGGCGCGGGUUGUUAGAAUCUAUUUUUAGCUGAAAGAGUCUAUUUUUGUCUGCUCCGGGGAAGAAGAAGAAGUGACUUUCGGAAGUUAAAAAACAAGACAAAUCCAAAUAUGUGUGAGCUUUCCGGUGUGUGCGUGUGCGUCUGUGGGCUUUUGCUACAAUAAAUAUCUGAAAUAUUCUAGAUUGAAGGAUGAGUUUAAAUAUAUAAAUAUAUUCCAGGUUUUAACAUCAUUAUUUAACAUUCCUGUGCAUGGAUCACCUUUUUUUUUUAUUAUCAAAGUGAAAUAAUUCCUGUGUCAGCGUUUAGGAAACAUUUCUCUCCUCGAGCGACUGAAAGUUCAGGCGGGGUCGUCGGGAGGACGGCGACUUUGGUGCAGCAAAUUGAAGCGUUUUAUUGUUAUCUCCAAUUGUGGUUCUGAGUCUCACCCAGCGAGGGAAGACGUGAUCAGCCGGUUUGUUUUGUUUUCAGAUUAUUUUGGAGUGUUUUCUGUGAGUUCUGACAAUAAAGUGGAGUUUUAUGAUCCAUUGAUCUCAUUUGGAUUUUCAAACGGUUGUUUUCAUUCGAUCAAGAAGUAGUUUUUCGUGUGAAACUGAGGACGAGAGGAGAAAGGUGCGGCAGAAGAAGAGGAAGGGCCGUAGAUCCCAGGUGUCAAGUGUGACUCAGGAGAAUGCCUUAAAAAUGCUAGUUUGUCAUUUUCAUUUUUCAUAGUGUUUGUAUUUCAAGUCUUGAGAUUCAUAAUAAAUGACAGCCAGACACAUUGACCAAGAUUUGUCAUAACAGCAUGAGGAACCCAUGUUUGAAAGUUUUAUUGCAUCUUUUUACACAGGUGUGAAAGCAGCUAUUCUAACCCUAAAAAAAGUU